ACUCGGUCGGCUCCGCUUUCAACGGGUGACACGAACACACAGCGCUCAGUCAUUCUCUGUGCGGGUGAUAAACAACGCAGAUUAAGCACCGAAUGGCUCCACCUUCACUCUCACUCUGGUCAAAAGCUCCUUAAAUCACUGGACGUAUGAGCUCAGCUCCACCUUUUUGCGUCUCUUCACUCAGCAGCUCGUGGAAUCAUGGCGAUUAACGCAGACGCGGAGGACUGGGGCGGAGUCGGGAGCAGUGACCCCGGCGAAAGGGCGUGGCUGUUGCAGAGCCCCAGCGUGGAUUCCGUGGAUCACCUGGACGCGGAGAGGAGGCAGAGCAGCGGUGACGGCGGCGUGUCGUCCUGGGGGGCGGUCUUUAUUGUCGUGAAUGCGGCGCUGGGAGCCGGUCUGCUGAAUUUCCCCGCAGCCUUCAACAUGGCGGGCGGAGUUACUGCGGGAGUGAUGCUUCAAAUGUUUAUGCUGAUCUUCAUCAUUACUGGACUGGUGAUUCUCGGCUACUGCUCGCAGGUGAGUAACGAAAGCACGUAUCAGGAGGUCGUCCGGGCGGCGUGCGGCCGAGUCACGGGAGUUUUGUGCGAAGUGGCCAUCGCCAUCUACACCUUCGGCACGUGCAUCGCUUUCUUCAUCGUCAUCGGAGACCAGCUGGAUCGCCUGGUAGCAGUUGCGACGCCCAGCGCUGACGGCGUCUGGUACACUGACCGCAAGUUUACCAUCGUCGUUACCGCAGUCCUGGUCAUUCUCCCUCUGUCCAUCCCCAAAGAGAUCGGCUUUCAGAAAUAUGCCAGUGCGUUGAGUGUGAUGGGAACCUGGUACGUUACCAUAGUAAUCAUCGUGAAGUACAUCUGGCCUGAUAAAGAGGUGACUCCAGGCCACGUCCCCACCAGUUCCGCGUCCUGGACAGCAGUUUUCAACGCCAUGCCGACCAUAUGCUUUGGUUUCCAGUGUCAUGUCAGCUGUGUGCCGGUGUUCAACAGCAUGAGGAGGAAGGAGCUCAAACCCUGGGGACUCGUGGUCACGCUCAGCAUGAUCAUCUGCCUCUUUGUUUACACGGGGACAGGCGUCUGCGGUUACCUGACGUUUGGCUCCAGUGUCAGCCAGGACGUGCUGAUGUCGUAUCCUCCCGACGACAUCGCCGUGGCCAUCGCGAGGGCGUUUAUCGUCGUCUGCGUGAUCACGUCCUACCCCAUUUUACACUUCUGUGGCAGGGCGGUUCUCGAAGGCCUGUGGCUGCGGCUCCAUGGCGAGCAGGUGGAGGUGUGUGUGCGUCGCGAGCAGAGGAGGCGGAUCCUGCAGACCCUGGUGUGGUUUGUCCUCACCCUCGUCCUCGCCCUCUUCAUCCCAGACAUCGGCCGCGUGAUUUCUCUGAUCGGAGGUCUCGCAGCCUGUUUUAUCUUCAUCUUCCCGGGUUUGUGUUUGAUGCAAGCGAAGCUUUCAGAGACGGACGACAGAUCUACAAGCUGGCACGGACUGGUGAUCUUCGGUGCUGCCAUGGUUACGAUUGGCGCUUUCAUCUUUGGCCUCACGACGACCAACUCCAUCUAUCAGGACGUCAUAAGCUAAGAGGAGAGCGUUUUUCUGCUCUGUGCUGCUAUCACGGACAUGUGGAUAACGGAGAACCUUCUCACGACACUCGCGUUUCAGAUGAAGCAAAUCAAAAGACGAGCAUCGCGGCAUCGGCGUCCUGCUCCGUACAGGAAGUAGAUAAAUCCAAUGUCGAGUGACUCCGGACACUUUUUUUUAAUUAUUUAAUUGCUGUUUAAAAUUUGCACAUUUUAUGCGUUUAUGAUGGUUUUAACUCGCAGUGAGUUCGUGUUGUCAUUCCACAACCUCUGGACCUGCAAUUCAAACAUUCCUGUUUACAAAAGAUGAGGAAAAUCUUUACACUUUAACUCUUAUUUUUGUUUUCAGUGAAACUACAGUCAAUCUUAUGGGCUUAACGUUGGCUCUGCUUAUAUUUGACUCAUUUAUUCACAAUCUUCUCACACCAGGACACAGUAUCAAAACACUUAUUAUUAUUCUCCUAGUCCUUAAAAUGACCAAAAAAAAAAGCAGUGAAAAUGUUAAUUAAAGAUUUAUAAAUCGCAUAAUCGUCAAGGACCAAAAAAACUCCUGAAAAAAACUUUUGACAUUUGAGACUUUGAAAUCCGAGAAAUUCAAAAUAACUGACGGUUAAUUUAAUAAUGGGUUACUAAUUGAUUAAUCAUCGCAGGUCAUUUAAGUGCUGACUCUUUCUUUUUUUAACUUUUUCCUUCCUUGUGAAUGUCAUGACGUUGAAUGAAGUUUUUGCUUCCGGGCUUUUUAAUGAGACAAAGAGUACGGCAGAGGUUUAGUGCCACAUAUGAACAUUUUGGAGACCAAAAUAAAAUGAAAUAAAUAAGCCAGAAUUCCAAAUUAAGUCAUAGAAAUCUGCUUAGAAUUCCGGCUUGAAAGCGUUUUCAAAAAUAUCUUCACAUGUGGCACUAAUCGUCUUCCGUACAGGAGGAAACCACAGUUUACAUAAGAUAUCAGUUAGUACUUGAGUUGGUUAACGUGAUUCCAGCUCACGAAAGAUGAGCCAAAUUGUUUUUUUUAAAUGUAUUUAUUUUACAUGGACAAUGUACAAUUCCAGUUACUGUAGCUUGUAGCUAAUUUUGCAUCGGUCGUCCCUUGAGCAGGUAAAACAAAAAUAUUACAGCAAUUUCGUCAAGAACGUAGGUCGGAAAACUUUCCACGGGAAUUGAUUAGAUUUAAUUGAAGCUCUCCUGCUCUCAUUUGAAAAUAACUAGUGAAGUGCACGGUGAAUUAAAUUAUCAGCAGUAUCAGUUGUAGAGAAAUACUUGGUGUAAUCCAAAUUUAAUUUUUUUUAUUGCUUUAUCAGUGUUUUAGGGAACAAAUGGAGUGAAAAGAGUCGUUUUACUUUAGUAAAUAAAGGGACAAAUGGUUAAAAAAGGGAAUUUUAAAACAGAGAAAGGCACCAAAGAAAACUAAAGAGCAUCUCUUUAUUUUAUUUAACAUUUAGUGCUAUCAUGUUUUGGUAUCCAAUUAGUUUGAACAAUUUUGUGCCAAGUUUCUUUUUUCUUUUUUUUUACCUCAGCUGAAAAUGUUCUGUUUGUGAGUAAAACGUAAAAGGAUGUUAUUGAUGAAUUUGGAGUAAAUUAUUUCUGGAGAUGUAAGUCAUGGCCACAUUUUUCAUACCAGAAACCUGAUUUGUUCUAAUGCGUGAAACUGUGGCUACUUCCUGUUAACGCUGCUGUUUCAAAACAAAGUCCAACUGUGACUAUUUGAUAUAUAUUUAAAAAGAUGCCACCGAAUUUGUAGUGUAUCUUGUUACCUCCAGGUGGCAGCAGCUAUAAGUUAGCUGCUCCAGUUAGCGCAACGUGCGGUAGAUCCAAGACUAUAACAGCUGCGACCAGAUGCAAGCUUCCAAAAUUCCGAGUUUUCAUUAACGUAGCACGGUGACGUACUGGAUGUGGGCGGAGUUGGAUGUCCAACUGGUCGCAGCCAUUGGUGCUUAGUGGAUCCCGCAGAAGUGAUGAAAUUUACCUGGAUCUUUGAAUGCUUCUCGUUAGCUGCUCCCGGUAGCUCAACAUGCUGUAACGACUGCUACCUGAUGUCCUGCAGAUAGCAGCUGAAAGUGAUCAAAUUUACCAGGGUCUUUGAAUGCAUCUCGUGAGCUCAAUAUGCUGUGUAUCUGAGGCUGUAAUGACCUGAAGUAAGCUUCCAAAAAUCCAAGAUGUCAUGAACAUAGCACGGUGACAUACUGGAUGUGGGCAGAGUUGCAGAAGUGAUGACAUUUAUUUGGGUAUUUGAAUGCAUCUCGUUAGCUCCCCACACUGUGAACCCUGCUUUAUUUUACUAGCUCUCAUGCGCCGCUGGAUAAUACCAUGGAAUAAUUAAGCAGCAUUGUUGUUAGCAAUGCCCAUCCCUACAAUUUAUAAGAAUAACAAUCCCUGAAACAGUCGUAAAUUGUUUCUACAGGAAGUAGCUUCACUUCACAGAUUUGUGGAAGGCGUAUGGAUCAGUUCGCAUCAAUCUAGACACAAAUCCAGAUUCAAGAACUUUUAAAAUGGUUGUCAGCUUUGUGAGAAAAGAUGAUUUGUCAAUAUUUUCCGUUCACCCGAUUUUUGUUGAUCCCAUUUAAUCGUCGUUUCUCAGAAAUCAUGUUUGGGUUUUUGUUGACCAACCAGUGACGUACAAUAAAUGAUAUGGAAAUGUGAAGGCAUGUGAACAAAUUCUGACAAUCCAUCCAUGUGUUCAAAAAUAGCAUUUAAUAAUAA
Messenger RNA from Solea senegalensis (Senegalese sole), 4265 nucleotides. It is a transcript of the gene slc38a7, whose product is annotated as solute carrier family 38 member 7. The coding region runs from base 199 to 1569 and encodes 456 amino acids. Gene Ontology annotation, molecular function: L-aspartate transmembrane transporter activity; L-glutamine transmembrane transporter activity; L-glutamate transmembrane transporter activity. The transcript is spliced from 12 exons. Lineage: Eukaryota; Metazoa; Chordata; Actinopteri; Pleuronectiformes; Soleidae. The record is from RefSeq and is a predicted model, not a curated record. Gene Ontology annotation, biological process: amino acid transmembrane transport.